This is a messenger RNA of Cervus elaphus (red deer), 3141 nucleotides long. It is a transcript of the gene OIP5, whose product is annotated as Opa interacting protein 5. Gene Ontology annotation, biological process: CENP-A containing chromatin assembly; chromosome segregation. The transcript is spliced from 5 exons. Bases 59 to 748 code for a protein of 229 amino acids. The record is from RefSeq and is a predicted model, not a curated record. Gene Ontology annotation, cellular component: nucleus; chromatin; chromosome, centromeric region. Lineage: Eukaryota; Metazoa; Chordata; Mammalia; Artiodactyla; Cervidae.
GAACCGAACUUGGGGCGGGGCCUGAAUAGUCUGAAACUGUGGCGCCGGCUGCGGGAAGAUGGCUGCUCGGCCGCGGAGGCCUAUCUAUGGAAUUGCAAAGCAGCCACGGGGUGACUUCUGUGAUAGGGCUAAGAAGGCGAUUGAUGAACCUUCUUUUACGACUUCCAUGGAGUGGGACACGCAGGUGGUGAAAGGGUCUUCGCCGGUCGGCCCCGCAGGGCUGGGGCUGGAGGAGCGGCCGUCCCGCCCGCGGCUGCCGCGAUGGCUGCAGCCCGAGCGGUGCGCCGUGUUCCAGUGCGCGCAGUGCCACGCCGUGCUCGCUGACUCUGUGCACCUCGCCUGGGACCUGUCGCGGUCCCUCGGGGCCGUGGUCUUCUCCAGAGUCACAAAUAAUGUAGUUUUGGAGGCUCCGUUCCUAGUUGGCAUUGAAGGCUCGCUCAAAGGCAGCACUUACAACCUUUUAUUCUGUAGUUCCUGUGAGAUUCCCAUUGGUUUCCACCUAUAUUCUACCCAUGCUGCCCUGGCUGCCUUGAGAGGCCACUUCUGCCUUUCCAGUGACAAAAUGGUGUGCUACCUCUUAAAAACAAAAGCCAUCAUAAAUGCAUCUGAGAUGGAUAUCCACAUCGUCCCUCUAGCAGAAAAGGUUGCAGAGCUGAAAGAGAAGAUAAUGUUAACACAUACCCGCUUAAAUUCACUCAUGAAAAUUCUGAAGGAAGUGCGUCCUGACCAGUCCAAGCUAACAAACUAAUUCAGAAUCAGAGGUUGAGUAUCAGAGGCAGGCCUUAUUGCUGUCUUCAACAACAGGUGCUGUUUGAUCACUUCUCAAGAAACAUCAAGAAUGGAUAGGAAAUGUGGUUAUUAUGUUUACCUCUAGACUGAUUUUCCAAGUGAUUUGUGAAGCUGUUUCUAGAAGAUGAGAAACAGGAGACUUCUGUCCAGGUUUCAUAGCUAUUUGUCUUAAUUUAUUUUGGCUUCUUAUCAAUUUCAUAAUAUUUAUUUUUGAAAACAUUCUGAUUGCAAAUUUAAGAAUUAAGAGCCAAUGUCCCAUGAAUGCUCUGAUCUAAAGAUGCAUGACUGGCCUGAAAAUAGAGUUGUAGUUAUGUUAAUUAACUAUUAUUCCUACAUGGAGCAAUUGUCAUAUGAAUACUGAGAAAUCAUUUUUCUGUUACAUGAAAUACAAGUACAUACAUAUUUCUGUAGGUAAUGUUCAACAAGUUAACUCUGUAAUAUAUAUUUAUCUUGACCUUUUCAGUUUACAACUGAAAAGGAAUAGUAAUAACAGGAUAGUAAUGAAAGGAAUGAUAAAAACACCAAAUAUUCACCAAAUGCUAUUUUCUCAUUAUUUUGCUUUAUGUAGCACUUUGAUUCAGUAGCUUAUCAUGUUAUUCAUUUAGUAGCUAUAAAAUAUUACGCUAGCUGCUAGAAAUAAGCAAAAACCACUAUUCUGUAUCUUCGGAGCUUAUAAUCUAGUUAGAGAUGGACAUUCAAAUAACCACAUGAAGGCAUUUAAAAUUACAACUGUAGUAAGGGUUUUGAGGAAAAGGAACUUAAGAGAAAUAAACACAUAUAGCAGGUAACUGACCUGGUUUGGGGGUCAGGGAAGGUCUUUCUGUUGAAGUGUUUCAGCAGUGGUCUGAAAGAUUAGUAGGAGUUAAUAAGCUUAUAGAGGGAACAGCUUAUAUGAAGGCCCUGUGAGGCCCUUAAAAAGACAUGUAGGAGUUGUAAUAGUGUCCAGAAACCAGAGGCUGCAAAGCCUUAUUGGCCUCCUGAAGGAUAUUUGUUUUUAUCCCAACAACAAGGAAAAGCUCUUGGAAGAAUUUUAAAGGAGGAAGCCUGUGACAGGAUCAAAUUUUCUUUUUCAGAAUCUCAUUACGGUUGUCCUGUGAAGAACCUAGAGGGAGGCAAGCAGACCUAGAGGGGCUGGUGCUAGUACAGUCAAGAGAUGAUACAGCCAAGGGGUGGUGUGCAGACAGGGUAACAUGGUUCAGACAUGGCAAGUAGAUUUAAUAGCAAGUUCUUUCCCUUUUUGACUACAUAAAGGGUAUUUUCCUUUAAAAAUAUUUGAGAGGGAAAAUUCCAACUUGCUUUAUGCUUUAUAGUUUGCAAAAUUUGGUUAAGUAAGGAGGAAGCCUCUGGCAACAAACAGUACCAGAAAAGCUCUAUUCCUGAAGAAUGAGACCCAGUAAUAGUCUCUAUUGAAUCAUCCUGGGGUUUGUACUGUGUAUGGGUAUGUCUGCCUCAACAUAUUUAAUCUAAAUUAAGCUCGUCUUAUGUAGCUGUUUUCCCUAACUUUGGAUUUGCUGUUUUGGUAAACUUUCAAUGGAAAAUUAAAUGCUUGAACUUGACAUCUAAUUAAGGUGGCUGACUUUAAAUUUUUUUCCCAAAUGCAAAUCACAUGUUUACUCUAGAAUCAAAGUCAGAUAUAGUAGAUGUGUGUCAAAGUAAAGUACACUCUCCCUUAUAUUUUUGAGAGGCACAGUAGAGCAAUCUGGAAGCCAGAUGAUUUGGGUUCAAAUUGUGGCUUGGGUACUUAUUAGCCAUGAACUUGAAGAAUUAAACUCUUCUUUUAAAAUAGGGGUUAAAAGCUAACUAGGGCUACAGUGAGGAUUAAAUGAGUUACUGAAUACAUCUAAUGUAAUUAAGAGUAGUGCUUAAUAGUAAAUGCUUAAUAAAUGCUAAUUAUUAUAACUUUAAUUCAUGUGGACAGACAUAAUAGGCAGUAAUAUUUUUCACAUUAUUCUGCAACCUGCUUCUUGUAUAGCACAUGUCACAGUUUUCUAUACCAGGCCUCACCAAUUACUUAACACUUACAUAUGAUUCAGUCAUAUUAAUGCAUCAGAAUUUAACCAUCCCUAUACUGGACCCUUGUACAUGUCUUUGCCUAUCUGUCCAGGUUUUUCUGUAGGAACAAUUCCUAAAGUGAACAGAGUCAAAGGGCAUGUUCAUUUACAAUUUUGGUAUAUGCCUUUUAUAAAUGUUGUAUUAAUUGAUAGUCACAAAUGACUGACCUUUAAACAAGCCUUAGUGGUAUAAGAGCUCCUAUGGGAAGUCUAACAUCAAUGACUGGCUAAUAUUAAUAGACUCUGUAAAGAUAUCAUUUAGCAUUGUAUAUAUGUUGAAUAAAGUAUUUUCAAAAUUCCA